Messenger RNA from Phytophthora nicotianae INRA-310, 1991 nucleotides. RefSeq lists its product as hypothetical. Lineage: Eukaryota; Oomycota; Peronosporomycetes; Peronosporales; Peronosporaceae. The coding region runs from base 1 to 1899 and encodes 632 amino acids. The transcript has a single exon. The record is from RefSeq and is a predicted model, not a curated record.
AUGCUUCGAUCAAGAGUGGCACUCGCCCUUUUGGCUGCCACUGUCUGCAACACCGGAACACAAGCUAUCGACUGGACCUUUUGGAACGAUAAAGACGAUUCGGCCCCUUCACCCGCGUCGUCCAAUGCGUACACAGAGACCCUGUCUCCAGAGACCCUUGCGACUAUGGUGGGAUCCGACUAUCUGGACAAUGUCAAGGAGUUAAUUUACUCUGGAAAGGGAUCAGACUUGGAUUCGGCGUCGGGCUCGACUUCAGAGGCACCUGGUUCUACCGCUUCGUCCUCUUCUUCCAUGCUCGAUACGGACGAUGACUCUGCAUCGACUGCUCUGUCGUUAGCUGGAUCCUCUGCUUGGGACUUGGCAGUACCUUCAAUGGACGAGGUCGCGACUCCAUCAACCGCCGUUAACAUGUAUGAAUCGAUCUACCGCAACUGGGUGGGGCCUUGGAGGCAGUCCGAAGACCCCGCUUGCUACCGUGAGGCUCAUUUCAUGAAAAAGUGCCCAAGCAACUACGAUCGCAACGAACUGACAAACACAUGCUGGACGGAAUGCCCGAUGGGCUAUCCCGUGGAAUGUGGCAUGCAGUGCAUUUUGCAAAACAACGACUGCGGUCGUGAAAACGCUGCCAAGGUCUCAGCUGUGGCUAUGGCCACGCUAAGCAUGGCCUCCUUUGGUGUGUUCGGUCAACUCGCCAAGUACGGAAGAAAGGUGAGCUGGGCAGUGGCUUGUGCCAAUUAUCUCUUGGUCUUUGUCCGAGCUGUCAUCCGUUUCACGCGUAACCAAGUGGUCAACGAACCGGAGACGCCGAUGGAGAAGCUCCUGUUGCUGCUGUACCAGACGGGCUUCGUCGUUGCUGAUCUUCCGGCUACUAUCUACGCGUGCUCAGGCAAGCCUGUUCCGCCGAACCUUCAGCUAACACGCCAACUGUUGCCCACUGCUCAGUUACUCCUUCUAUUGACUGUCGCUUACGACGACGAAAUCAUCAGGAAUUGGGAAAAAUUCAAAGCUUUCAUGAAGAGAGCCAACUUUACGGAAGCAGCUGAACAACUUACGGAGGGCGAGAUCUCAAGUCUGGAAACGGGAAUGAAGCAGAACUCGACGUGCGGCGAUGACCUCAAGAUGUUGACCACUCAAGUUUGGAUGACAGUGGACGAGUAUCGUCAGAAGAACCCAAAGAUCAGUGAAGGUGAGCUCCGGCUUAAGUUGAGCGAGUCGGACCUCAUUCUGUACCAUAUCCCCACUGUGACCAACAAUUGCAUGCCGAAGAUGAUCUCUGAAUCUACGGUUGCCACCGCGUAUAAGACGCGUGAGACGCUCCGAAAGACGUACAGUUUAAUGAUCAAUGAUCUUAUCAAGUCAGGCAAAAGUGACAACGGCACAUCCAUGGCCGCAAAGCACAACGCCUAUACAUGGCUUCGUAAUGGUCUCUGGUUGGCUUCGUAUGCUUGGGACCCGACGGAUUUAUCGACUCUGUUCGCAGAAUUUCUUCAGACUAUCUGUGGUCCUACGCAGUUCAUGGGUGAAAUCGAUGAUGGCAAUGAGCUCGCCACUCUAGGAAUGAACGCACUUCACAAGGCCUUCAAGAACAGCACGCUCUCUUGGAAAAAGAAAGGUGAUGGUGCUGUUAUUGUUAACUUUAAGAGCAACGACACCAAGGACGUGACCAUUAAUAUCAAGUCUGGUGGUGACAAGGUUGGCAACGUCAAACUCAAAGCUGGGGGUACUGCCCAGUGGAGGUCGAAUGUUACAACACUUGGCGGCAAGACUCUGUACAUGGAUCGCUGGCGACCCGGUUUCCUUGGACUACCCGGUACGGGUGGUGGCUCCCUGGUGUUAUGGGUGCCCAUUUCGCGUCAGGGCGGCCAUUUGGAGAUCAAUGCUCAGCUCAACGUGAGCUAAAGAACUUAUUAACUAGAGUCUAUUUCUUGUUGUUAGUUUACAAUAGAAUUACUAGUAUAAAAUACUUCGAAGUAGAUCGACGUUUCAUCACA